GAAUCGAGAGAAGGACAAGAGGACGAACUUGUGUUUUUAAGGUCAAUUCGAUGACACAUGACACAGAAUGGAUGUGACAAUCACUGGCUACGUAAUGUCAUAGCAGGAAAACUGGAUCAGCGUGAAUACUGAUGGUAGUGGCUGGGGAGGGUAGAGAUUGGGGUGGAGGGCGCUACGUUUAAGGUAAAUAGAAAUUGAAUUAAAUGUAUAAUCAUCGUUUUCAUCGUGGUGAUCAUCAUCAUUAUCAUCAUAUUUACCUUCGCUGACAGUCAGGUGACACUGUGAACCGAUAAACAGACAAACGAGACUCAAAGCGAGGUAUCUUUGGUUCGUUUUUCGUUUUACAUACCCCAUCCCCCCUGUUAAGAAAAAUAGGUCUUGCCAAUACGGCGACCCCGGCGAAAGCUUGAGAGAGAGAGAGAGGCAGUCUGUAUUUGCAUUUUUCCGGCAUUGAACAGUCGGCCGGUGCCCGCAGGAGCCUGCAAGCUGCCCGCUCGCUGUUCUGUCUGUAGGCUGUGCUCCAUGCUACCAGGGGAGACCAUCGUGCCGAAGUGAGCAGCAAAGCAGCAGCAACAAGAAUGCUGCAGCCCGGAUGACUUCUCAGACUCCGGUCACGGAGAAAGAGAAAGAGAGAGAAAGCCAAAACACCUUACAGACAGCGCGAGUGAGAGCGAAAAAAGAGAGGAAAAAAAGGGAGGAGACAGGAAAAAAAAUCGUGGCCCUCACCCACCAUCACCAUCACCACCUACUACUACCACCACCACCACCACCACCACCACACAACCCUCCCGGUUGGAGGGCAGGAGUGUGCCCGGAGGUUUGGGGCCAAACUGAUUCAAAAUGGCGAUAUCGUUGGUGCUGGUCGAUCGCCGCUGCAGCCAGCAGUCAGAGUAAAAGCAGCAGUUUUAACAGCAGCUCGCUCAUCGAUAUUAACGCGUACCUCGCCGAGGCCGCCUUUGCUGGUGCUGCUGCUGCUGCUGCGCUGCUGGCCUGCAUCCCUUCGUCUGCUAGCACGCAGGCAACGGUACCAACAUCGCCGACAGCCUACAGGGCUCGUGCUGCAGCUUCCGCUGUUGUUGUUGUCGUCGUCGUUGUUGUUGUUUUGUUAUCACGACUACCACGCUACUACUUGCUCGUGCCUACGACGACUACUACUAUCAGUGUUUGAACAACUGGGAAAGUUUCCUCACAAAGUGAACAAACAAGCAGCUUUUCGGAUACCGCCAUACUCCCGUCGUCGUAUUUACUGUUGGGAGACGUCUCUCUCGGUGCAGCUGCAUCUUCCCACCUCCUCUCAUCAUCGCCACCCUGUAUCUACCCCUCCCUACCCACGUCGUCGUUGCUGCUUCGCCCCUUGUGUCUGGCCAGUGCUGUAACUCUACCGCUGUAACCACCAUACUGCACUUCUGUUGCUGCGUUGUGCUGUAGCUGCAUCCGUGCCGUGCCGUGUUGUGCUGUGACGUGCUGGCUAGCGAGCCAGCAAUCUGUCACCGUUAAGGUCUGCGAGGGAACAUCGUUCGUUUUCUGGGAUGUGCCGGGAGACCCACAGAAAGGAGGAGACAACUGCCAGACGUCGGUCAGUACGUGAGUAAAAAAAAAAAGAAAGAGACUGCCUCUACCUGGAAAAAUACGAACGACACACACACGCACACACGCGCGCGCGCAUCGUGGGGCGUGCGUGCGUGCGUGUGUAUGUGUGCGUGUGUGUACGUGCUGCAUGCGUGCGUGUGGUGGGAGGUUGGGUAAGAACGAGAGAGUGAGAGAGAGUCGCAGACCUCGGGAGGAUUAAAAGGAAAUCAUUGAAAGACGACCGACGGUUUGGUUUCACGCAGUGGAGGCGGGUAUGGUAGUGUGUCCAGGAGACCAGGACAUCUCCACUGGAAUCCCCCGUUCUCGCCCCUGCUGUUGUCAUCACCGUCGUCGUUGUCGUCAUGAAGACACCGGUGGGGACCAACAGCGCCUGCUGGUUCUGUGCGGUGCUGGACAUUUUGUCGGCCCUGUCCUUGCCCCACCCCCCAACCCCGAGGGAGGAGGGGACUGUGCUCUGGAGGGAGAGCAGGAGGUUGGCAGCGGCCAGACCGGAGCGGCGGAGGGACGCGGACAGGCGGCGCUACGGUCGCUCGUUGGGGCCGGUGCACCACUCUGAAAGGCGUUUCGCCCUCUACCAGGGUCCGCACGCCGAGGACGGUGACCUGGAGGCCAGCCGGGCCCUGGCCUUCAUCGACAGGUACCAGCGCGACCCAACCCCCAACUGUUCGCGUGAGAGCAUCUACAUCGGAGACUACACCUUCCGGUCCGAGUACUUCUACACCCCGUUCGGCGAGCAGGUGGCCAAAGCUGUGCAGCUCGCCAACGUGCUCAACAGCCUCUUCAUGUACAGCUACCGCUCCGACGACCUGUACAAGAACGUCACCUUCUUUGCCCUGACCCAGACUCUGGUGGAGGAUGACCCCAAGGUGAAAGGUUGCGGCAUCGCGUUUCGCGCAGGUCAGUACCCGCUGUACCCGAACGACAGCAAGUCCUACUUCUUCCCCUACUCGUACCGUGCCGACGGCGGCACGACCGUGGUGUCCGACCUCACCAAGCUCUACAGCCCCUUCCAGAUGCCGUGGUUUACCUACCACAAGGACCGCUUCAGCAGCAGCUCCGCCGGCACCUACAAGCACGCGAGGACCGUCUUCACUAACUUCAGCGAUGUGGGCAAGCUUUCUAACAUUCAGCAUCAGUGGAACGUGUCCAUUCGUGUCUUCGACAAAGACGGAUACUGGGGGCGGCCCUACUACGACUGUCUCCUCAAUACUUGGAUACUUCAGUUCUCGGUUCCCUUCUUUGGACUCAACUCCAACGGUCAUGUUGUCUUCAAGGGUGUAGUGCUGUUGGAUUUAGACCUCUCUCUUCUGGAGAUCAACCAGUGCGCCACCAAGGAAUCUGGUCUCUUUGCUGGGACUCACCGAUGUCGUGAGAGAGCACACGGUGCGUCCAUUUGCCUGGAAACGAGUUUCGCUGGGGAAGCUACGAGUGUCACUGUAAAGCCGGCUUCUACAGUCCAGGACCCAAGGGACACAACAACAGAGUCUUCGACGGCAGACAGGUGGAAAUGGCGUACCUUGAGAUGGUGGACAACAUCUCACUCAAACUACACACAGGACUUCAUGUGCCUGCCGUGCCGCAAGGGAUGCAGUCAGUGUGAGGAGGACGAGCCGUGCAUCGUGGAAUACGACGUGUGGCUGCGCGGCAUUCCUCUGGGCAUCCAGAGCUUCACCAUGACCAUCACUCUUGUCGUUGGAAUCGUCGUUGCGAGACUGAGGAAGACCAAGGUGAUGCGCUCGAGUGUCUGGGUUCUGCUGGAAAUGGUCUUGCUGGGAGCCCUGCUUCUGUAUGCCACGGUGGUCAUACAGUAUUUUGAGCCAGACGAAAUGAACUGCCUGCUGGUGCCAUGGUUCCGAGAAGUAGGAUUCGCCAUCCUGUAUGGAACCUUGCUGCUGAAAAUAUACAGGAUCCUGGCAGAGUUCCAGUCACGCAAGGCGCACCGAGUGCACGUGCGGGACAAGGACCUGUUCAAGUCGCUGGCGGUGAUCCUGGUGGUGGUGCUGGGCUACAUGGCCGCCUGGACCGCCGUCAACGCCGACCACCUGGCGCAGAAUUCCACGCUGCUGCAGACGGCCGUCACGGCAGACAACCUCAGCUACGUCCUGUGCAAGUUCCUGUGGUGGGACUACGCCAUCGAGAUGGCAGGUAAAGGUCUCACAUUCAGAUUGUGUCCUAUACAGAAGCUACCCGAGGUUCCAAUCCUCACCAUCAGACUUGUGAUGUAUGUUGUAGCCGAGGCCUUGUUCCUGGGAGUCGGCGUGUACAUGUGCUACUGUGUGCGAGCUGCGCCCUCUGACUACUCGGAGGGUCGUUACGUCACCGUGGCCAUCGCUUAUGAGCUCUUCAUCUCCGUCGCCUUCUACGUCGUCAAGCACCUGUGGUGGUUAGAGCUGCACCCUGAUUACUUCUUCCUGCUGUACUUCUUGAGGUGUCAAGCCACGGUCACGAUCAACCUCCUCAUACUCCUCGGCCCGAAGCUGUGGUACGCCCAUCGGCCGCCUGAGGACGACCGGAUGCGAACCCGGGCCUAUUCGCAGUCGGACGUGCAAGACAGCACAGCCCCGGAAACGAUGAAACUCAACGUCGGCAUCUCCUCCAACGGCGACGUGGACGUUGGUGAGAUCAGCCUAACGGAAAUGGACCCAGAGGACAUCAGGGCGGAGCUCAAGAGGCUGUACACGCAGCUGCAGAUAUACAAAACCAAGACCAUGCGCAAGGACAACCCUCACAUAUCCAAGCGGCGCGGCGGCCGGAAGCAGACCCACCGGCGGUUCUCGCUGCAGGCGUUCCACCACAAGCACCGCCACCACCACGAACACGAGCACGAGCACGAGAUGAGCAAGACACCCGAGGAGUCGACCAACUCGGCCGAAGCCAUGACCUUUCCUAUGGAGCCCAGCGUUAAGGAGGAACCGGAAGGCAGCAGCGGCAGCGGCAGCGGCGCGCGCAACGUUCCGUCUGUGUCCUUCAAGCCGGGUCACACGUGAUCGGUGACGCGCGUUGGCGUUGAUUGGUCGGCUGGCUUGCACGCGCAAGGGGAGCGCGCAGCAGGAGUGGUUUCAGCCAUCUGCAACAAAAAAAAAUUUUUUUAACGGGGUAAGGGGUAUGGGGGAGCAACUCUGCAAGUGGGUGAACUCCGAGAAAGAGUCGAAAAAAAGAUGUCGCAGACCGCACCAUUGUGUCUGUCACUUGUGUGACUGCCAACCACUGGCGGUCUGCCGAGUGCGACUUGAAAUUUCUUGUAAUUGCGGUCCCACCAAGAAAUGGACAUGCUGACAAAUGGCCCAGGCAAACGGGUGAUAUGUUAUAUGAUGACAAAGUUUGUGGACUGUAAUCAGAUUCAGUCAAACGUCACUGCUGCGAAACAUUGUUACCGACAAAAAAAUCCAAAUCCACGGGAGAUAAUUAUCACCUUUACGUUUCUCUCCCUUGCUAGCAAGACGUGUCCAGCUAGAGCUCUUAUACUCACAGGUCUCAGAUCUCUUACUUUAUGGAAGAGCUAUGAUACCAUGGGGAACGGGUAACAAUGAGGGGCGGGUACCUGUUUUGGUGGUUGGGGGAGGAGGAUUGCUUAUAGGCCCCCUUAUCAUUAUUAUAGUAUAUUUUGACAAGACUCCAUUUCCUUGAAACUUCUUUCAAAUUUGUCGACGGUAUGGCAUCGACAGAUCCUUACCUGCCCAUCCUCUGCUGCCUCACCCCAAGGGACUUUUUUCUUUAUGAUGGAUGAAACGCACUUUUGUUGCUCGUUCAAAUCAUCGCUGGACUGUCUCGGCCGUUUCCUUUUUCUUGCCUUGGACAGAAAUCCACGGUCAGCCGCUUACAACACUUGCCAUCUGUUUCCCCUGGCAUGGAUGCUGAGUGUAAUUGUUGGACUGUUCUCCUCCUGCCACGCUAAGCAUUACAGUGUCGUGGAAGAGAUCACAGGGAGGUCAAGAGAAUUUUCUCGAGGAACGCGAGAAGGACGACCUGCAGGAGAAGUCUUGGAAGCUGAGGUCGACGUGGAAAGAGUGCAGCAGGGGAGAGAAGCGAACGGAGGUGGAGGGUGUAAACAGUUGCCAGCUGCUGACGUGGUGCGUUCACCAUGUCAUCCUAUGCUGCUGAGGGUUUUUCUGCGCACCGGUGCGCCUGCACCCUAUAAGUGCACCAGUACCCCAACGGGGCGCCAUUUUCCCCUUAAAUGGAAUCGUAUAGCGAUUGGAUUACGAAUAUAAAAACUAAUGGGAAGAUCAUUUCUAGAUUCUCACAAAGUAAUCCUCAUUUUUUUCUGUUAUUUUCAACAUCAUGAUGUCGUUCUUGACUGUAAAUUAUCCAUCAUCAUCCUCAUCAUCCUCCUCAUCAUCUGACAUCAUCAUCAUCAUCAUCGAGUUAAAGUGUAAAUAUCUUUCAGAAAUUUCAGUCCUUACUCAUUACGAUUACCAGUUCUUGAGCAGUAGCUGACACGUGAUCCAAUGAUACUUUGAUACUUUGGUAUUAUUUCGAUAAUCUGAAACUUUUUUUCUUUCUUCACUACCUGGAUGAGAGUUCUAUCCAAAUACAGUUAAUCACCAACGAGGUCUCUGCUUGAUUUUAGAGCUCAUUCGAAGAGUCUGACAAUAUUUUUGGACAUUAGUCCUAAAUGUGUUUAUCCACGUCAAUCUGAAUAAGUAAACACUUAAUACAAGUAUUUCAAAAAACGAUAUAUAUGCAUUUCAUAUAUAUAUAUAUCAUUUACACUUGUAUUGCAGCCGAAUUCCUUUCAUUUCUUCAUCUCUCCUCUCUCUCUCUCUCUCUCUCUGGUAAAGAAAACUAAACUGUUCUGUUUAUGCAACAUAUUUUAGAUAUGACAUAAGCAUAGUCAUGUAUUCUUAAUUCUUCUUCUCAUACAGGCAAAGAUUAGAAGUAUAUUAUAUGUAACUAAUUUAUUCGCGACCAGGACAAAAGAAGAUUGGCCCCUUCUUUGGAUUAGCACCAUGGCUGUUGGUAGCCAUACUCUCCUCCACCUUUAUUCUCUGAUACCUGUCAUUUUAGGAUAAACAUUUUAAAAAUGCGUUUAGUGGAACUCAGAAUUGUUUUUAAUCAAAUGGUUGACAUUUUUUUCAAAUUGAUGCUUUACAAAGUGCAGUGCCCGAGAUGAGAUGUUAACCGAAGACACUGUCUUCUUCUAGCCUUUUUUACAGGUUGUUAGUGGGGAUAGGGUGAGACUUUUUAAAGAAAUUUUUAAAGCAGAUAUUAAUAAAUUUAAACUUUGAUACAACAGAAAUAUUUUAAGUAGUUCUUGAUACUUUACACGUUAAACUGUCUUUCAUGUCACUUAUAGCUUUAAGAAGAAAAAAGGGAAUAGGGGAAGACUUGAAUCGUUGUGUUUUCAUCUUAUACGAACUGAGACUGGGUUAUAACUGAAUACGUCUUUUGGGAAGACAUUUCUCUUUCAUUCUUCCUUGCAAGUCCUUGUCUCUUCCCCUUGUUCUGUACUCGAUUUCCAUCUGAGUCAAAACCCCUCUGAACAAAAGAGAAAAUAAAAAUUAUGUUCUUGCCGAGUCAUGCCUCUCAUAAGCAAAACUUGUGACUUCACAGACUUUCUGAUUUAGUCUUAACUUAGGAAUCGCAUUCUGGUGCCAGUUGCCCGUUUCUUUUUCAUCUCAUUCAUCAUGUGACAUUAUCAUUGUCAUCAGAUUACUCUUCAUGAUAGGCAUCUCUCUCUCUCUCUCUCUCUCUCACUCACUCACACAUAUUGUCCCUCAUAACCCCCACACACUCGUCGUGCCUCGACGAGAAGCCAUUUCUGAGUUUUGACAUUUAUAGAUUACCAUAGAUGAACUAAAGCAUGGACUGCUUUUUAAUUUUUUUCUUUUUUUUUUUUCUUUGUUUUGAUGGGGACGGGGGUUGUCUGGGGAAAGGUGUCGUCAUACUGUUUUGUCUCCUGUGAAUUUAAUAUAAUGCUUUGUCAUGUUUUUGCGAUGUAUAAUUAUUACAUCAAUAUACGGGUCAAUUCACCAAAACUGCUCCUCCGAGCGGAAGCGGAAGGGCGUGGCCACGCGCGCCUACGAACAGUCCAAGGAAAAGAAGAGUACAAGAAGGUGCACCAUAUUCAAGCUUUUUGAACACACAAAACUGUCCGGUGGAUACGAAGGGAUGAGUUCAGCCACGUGUCGACGAGUUGCCCGGAUGUUGAUACGGUACGACUGUGUCGCUGUGACUGGACUGUGACCGGAUGUCAUGUGACGCGAAAAAAAAAAUUGUUGGAGUCGACAGAGACAAAUGGCGAAGCCGGGAUUCGAGUUAUUGGAGAAACGAAAUCGUGUACGCUUCGACCUCCUCUCCCCUACCCCACACCCAUCUACCCGUGUCUUGUAUGCACCCCCUCGCCUCCUCGAGUCUAGAGCUCGUGGGGUGUUUGUCACGUGACCGGAAGUGACGAGGUGGGGAUGGGGUGGCGGGGGUUGUUGAGGGCUGGGCAUCGACUGACAGCGCCGACUCGCGUCAUGGUUGGCGCCGACGGUGUUUGUGAUGUGUGUGCAUGUGUGUGCGUGCGUGUGUGUACACGUGCGUCGAUGGAGCGGAACGUGACACGUGCAGAACGUCAGCGAGGUGUGACGUCAGUGGAGCGUUAGGAGGACACUUGAGUCUACACUACAAAAAGUGCCGAUAUGUUCAGAAGACUGGGAUUCUCAUUAACAAAAAAAAAAAAAAGUGCUUUCUCCCUGUGAGUUUGCCAGAUUCCUCGCUGUUGCUGUACAAAGAGUAAAACUUUUUCUUUUCAUUCAUCGGAUCUGUGUUUCUCAAAAUGACAAGCGAGUAAUGUGUUAACAGUCGAAAUAAUUUCGAAACUCAGUAUAUGUCUAGCAUAACAUCGUUUCUUUCGUCUGUGUCUGUUUGAUGGAGGACUUUUUAACAGCAUCUCUUUUGGUGUGUUAACUGCUUUGAACCGAGACAGAAAUACACGCUUGUGGCUAAAGCUUAUACUCAUUAACUCGUGUAACGGCCAUCUUGAAACGUGAGUAGCAGUAGAUGUGUGUCAUACAAUUCAUAAUUAUUCUUUGUCAGCUCAGCCUCCUUUAUCUUUCACAGUAACUGAACAAGGCGCUUCAUACAAUACACAUCUGUUGCAAUAUUUUUUUUUCCCUUACUUCUUUUCCUUCUGAAAAUGAUUUGGCUUUGUUUGACACUGAUGUUUGUUUCUGAUUUAUGUUCCUCGUACACUGGGUUGCGAACCACAGCGUGUUUGGUGACCAGGACUGCUGCUCAGCACCUACAGAGAAGUCUGGAAUGUUACAUCUCCACGAUAUAACAGUCUCCCGAAAACUGUUAAAAAAUGUGACAUAUCCACGGUUAUUAAUUACCUCGAAGGUAUGAGAUCCACAUUUAGGGACACUCCAAACUCUCCUUUGUCCACAGUGUUGUUGAAAACCUGGGCAAGUGUUUUUCGAAAGCAGACCUGUAGAAAAAGGCGAUAGGUGUGUUUUAGUUUGUUAGAUUUUUUUUGCAAUUCAAGCACUGAAAUGUAUCUAAGAAGAACAAAAACCUGCAGGAAAGUUCUCAUUGUUUUCUCUCUGUCAAGAUUAUGUUUAAUGGUAUUGUCAAAGUCUGACUAGCAUUCAGUCUGCAGAACAUUCACCUGUCAGUGAAUUUUACAUUAUGUGUGCAGGUCAUUUGGUAACUACUACUGCUAUUGUUAAUUAUCGUCUUCAUCUUCACUAUCGACAUAUUUAUCAUCAACCACAUCAGCUCUUUUACUAAAAGUAGUCAGACUCUUUCGUCAGGGCUGAAGUUCAUGUCGAUACUGUAACCGACUAGUAAUAUCCACCCUGCCGAUGAUCCGGGUGUGUACCCGACAUAGGUGUAUGAAAGCUGGGGUCUGUAGCAUGAGUAAGUUGCAGGAUCGAAUGAAAUCCAGCCCCCGGAGAGUACGACAGACAAAACAUUUGUUCACUACUUUUUUUCUCUCGUGCUUCGUGCAGUAUAACUAAGUGAUUUGACAUAAUUGUUACGGCAUUUCCUACCAGUCUGAUAUUCAUCAAUCAUUUCAUUUACCAAUACCAUGAAGACUGACAACAUUAAAAGCAUUUGAUAGUUAUAAGACGUGUUUCUUUUAGUUUUGUGCACGACAAACUCUCGUCCCAUUUCGAUUUUCAUCUCAUUUGAUAAUCUUAAUGUUUGAACCAAUCGCCAUGUUGCUCGCCAUUCAAUAUGCCUGAGAUUAGCUGCUGACCCGGUCGAACUCAUUUUUUUUUCAACUCAGUUGGCUGGAAACAACAUCUAGACUAGAUUUUGUUGUGUGUUUUCCCUUUAAGAAUUCCCUUGAAACUUUACAGUGAAGGAGGCAUUAAAGCAAAUGGAAACUGAAAGUGCUUAAAUCCCCGAAGGAACACACCAACACACACACGUGCGCAGGCCGAGAAAGAAGGAAGAAUAUUUACUCACACAUAUCCACACCGCUCACUAAAUAUUUCUUUGAAACUCGAAGAUAUCUUUGAGAUUACCAUUUAAUUUCUCGUGCAUGACAUAAACCUCUGUCAACUGUAUUGUAAUCCGAUCACUUCCACGUUUGGCAGUAAACAGCUGACAUUUCUGACCAAUGCUCAUGACAAUACUGGCAUUACUCGGGUUGUGUGUCGCUUAACCAACACGUCUUCAAACGUUUGCUUUCUUGGUCCGUUCACUUUCUGUUUUUAUUUUCUUUUUUUUUUUUUUUCAUGUCUCAGGUUCUAAUGUCGAAACGCACAAAAAUGUUGGCAUGAUUUUUGGAUAGAUACUGUCAUGUCCCUUCAACUUCAGCGUUAAGUGGCCACCACUUUUUCUGCCCCCUGCAAUUUCCACUUCGGUCACGUGACUGUCACAUGCUCUUUUCCCUGUUGGCCCGAAUGAACUCUUAGCGCAUCGUGUGAUCUGUUUGCUCCGCAAGCCAAAUAGCAAAAAUUUUAGAAAAGUCGCCUUGUUCCUAGAGUAGUGGGUGAGAGACAAACGGGUGGGCGAAGAUUCUUGUGCAGUCUGUCGUCUGCUGUUCUAGAGGGUAGAUGAGAAAGGGAUGAGGGCUUUCCCUUGUGAGAAGUGUUCCUUCGACCAGAGGUUGAUGUGGAAGUUGCCAGUUGUUCCAGAUGUACGUGUCCCAAUGUGGAACUGGGCUGCAAAUGUUGCUGUGAGAACUGUGCUGAUAAAAUGGCAGUAAAGAAAACAAAACAUGGAAAGAGAUGCAAACUUCCCAUCCUGUUCUGCUUUCCCCUUUUAUUUAUUUAGUUAUUUAUUUGUUUCCUUCUCUUUUCUGUAAAAUGGAUUUGUCCCCCAUUUUUGUCUCACUGGAAUCAUAUUAUGAUCAAGGUGGUUGUUCUUGGGAAAUCUCGGCAACAUACUUAUUACUGCAACAUUCUCUGUAUUUUUCAAGGAGCAGGAAUCUGUCGAGACAUGAGUCCACUUCCAUUUCAGACAGAGAAUUUUAACUUUUCACUCCAGUUCUUCAAAAAAUACUAGAGUUGGGGGCAACCUGAAAUAAAUAGGAACACAAGGAUCUUAUUUUUAGCGAGGUUGUUUGAGUUUCCAGGUGAUUGAAAGAUUCAGAUUUUCCUCCCAUCCACCCACCCAAUGUGUUGCAAUGUAGUUUACAAUUUGUUUUCAAUCAGCCCUCAUCUCAGACUCCUCUACUUUGUCUUCUCUCUCUCACACACACACACCGAUGUUCUCUCAUCCAGCGGCUUCUGCUACCUUCUGUCAGAAGCGCACAUAGUCCAGCAUUUCAGAUGAGGUCCACCACAAAAUAAAAAGCUUUUCUACUUGUUUACUGUACGUUCUGCGCCAGUUUAUUUCCAGCAACAACUGAUCCGUGAAAUGUCCUCUGGGAGUAAGGACUUAGGUUUCUGCCGCAAAAUUAAUGUUGCGACAACCUUUGCUGAGCUGUUCUUUCGUUGAGCUUUAAUUUCCAUGCUGCUGUUAAUCCCGCUGUUUGUUUGCUUGACUGCGUGUUUGUCUUAUCUCUGUCCUUCUUGUUUAGCUCCGUGAACAUUCGAAUACUUCAAGCCAACGGCAAUGGAGUACUUUUCUCAACACUCUGACGCCAGGCUCCCUCAUAUUAUUCCGAGACAAAAAAAAAUAAAUAAAUAAAACAAAAACCAUACAGAAUUUUAUACGAAGGUUUUUUUGGUUUUUUUUUUUUUUGGUUUUUUUUUUUUUUUUUGGUUUUUUUUCUGAAGCGUCCUUCGUAUUAAACACCUCAAGUUGUGCGAACUGCUUUGUUUGAAAGUUUUUUUGUUUAUUGUUUUUGUGCAUGUGUCACUGAUUCCAACAAGUAAACAGGAUUAAUGAAGAGAUUAGCGAAUUUAAGUAUCGCCUCCCUCCUCUAGUCCCAUCUCUUUGUCCGUCUCUUCCUUCUGUUCGUUUCAACUGCCGAAAUAGAGUCUCUCAUCCUCCUCGGCUGUACCGUAGUAUUGUAUUUGGACAACGACUCAGCAUGUCACCAGAAUCCAUGCCUCAUAGUUCCUCUAGGAUGUCAUCAGAUUUCGUGUUUUGUCAUCAGAUUUCUUGUUCUCGUCAUCAGUGUAGACUUUCCGCCAACAAACCGUGUGCAUAAGCGAGCUAGACAAACACCUGCCCUGUCAUUUUCUCUCCCGCACAUGUAGAUGGCCAUGCAAAACUAAUCCUGUAAAAUUUUGUAAUAAAAACAUGUAAAUUACUGUAA
Messenger RNA from Pomacea canaliculata, 12235 nucleotides. RefSeq names its product probable G-protein coupled receptor 158. Gene Ontology annotation, molecular function: G protein-coupled receptor activity. The record is from RefSeq and is a predicted model, not a curated record. NCBI's taxonomy places the organism in Eukaryota, Metazoa, Mollusca, Gastropoda, Architaenioglossa, Ampullariidae. Gene Ontology annotation, cellular component: membrane. Gene Ontology annotation, biological process: G protein-coupled receptor signaling pathway.